Messenger RNA from Monodelphis domestica (gray short-tailed opossum), 6852 nucleotides. RefSeq names its product transmembrane protein 65 (gene TMEM65). Gene Ontology annotation, cellular component: mitochondrion. NCBI's taxonomy places the organism in Eukaryota, Metazoa, Chordata, Mammalia, Didelphimorphia, Didelphidae. The record is from RefSeq and is a predicted model, not a curated record. Gene Ontology annotation, biological process: cardiac ventricle development; regulation of cardiac conduction.
AUGUCCCGGCUACUGCUGCCCCUGCUGAGGAGCCGGACUGCGCACAGCCUGCGGCCCCUGCCCGGCUGCCGCCCGGGCUUAGGAGCGCGGGCCUCGGCGCUGCUCCUUCAGCCGUCCCCCGCCUUGGCCGCCCUGACCGCUGUUGCCGCCGCGCCGCGCCCCUCUCGGGGGUUGGGCACCCACCCCCAGCGUGAACCCAUGGAAGCGUUAAACACGGCGCAAAGAGCCCGCGACUUCAUCUACAGUCUGCACUCCACUGAGAGGAGCUGCCUGCUCAAGGAGCUGCACCGCUUCGAGUCUAUAGCCAUUGCCCAAGCAUCCAGAUAUCCCAAACCUGAUCUUGCUCUUAUUCAGCGAAUGAAGCAGGAGACAUCACCUGAAAUCCCUGAUAGUUUCGAGAAAUUGGAAGCUCCACCACCUAACCCGGCACAGCUGAGAUAUGUAUUCAUCCACAAUGCAUUACCUUUCGUAGGGUUUGGCUUUUUGGAUAAUGCAAUUAUGAUUGUUGCAGGAACUCAAAUAGAGUUGUCUAUUGGAAUUAUUUUGGGGAUUUCAACUAUGGCAGCUGCGGCUUUGGGAAAUCUUGUUUCAGAUUUAGCUGGACUUGGUCUUGCAGGCUAUGUUGAAGCUUUAGCUUCCAGGUUAGGCCUUUCAAUUCCUGAUCUCACCCCAAAGCAAGUUGACAUGUGGCAAACUCGUCUUAGUGCACACUUGGGCAAGGCUGUUGGAGUGGCUAUUGGUUGCAUUUUAGGAAUGUUUCCUUUGUUGUUCUUUAAAGAAGAAGAAAAAAAACUGGAAGAACAAAAUUAAACCUUUUAGAAUAUCUACAAAAAGUUGUAAAAUAAUGUACCUCACUUAAGAAUGCUGUCACAAUAUUUAGGAAAUAAGACAGUAACUAUGUAUAGAUAUGGGAACAAGCAAUUAAGCAUGUUUUAUUAAAACACUAACUUAUUGUGGCUUGAUGUUCUUAGUACAUCUUUUUAUAAAAAGAAUAGCUUCUUAUUUCAUAAAAAUUGUUGAAAUGCCUUUUUCAUUUUCCUACUUUUAUUUUGCAUAUCUCAUGGCUAAACUAUUUUAAGAUUUGAGGUUUGCUCAUUUGUUAUUAAGCAUAUGUGGUUGCAUGGAAACAUCCUCUCUUAUACAUGGCUGUUCCAAGGCUACUUUAGACUUUUUCCAUUGUUAAAAGUUUUUAUUUAAUUCCAUCAUUGUUCCUGCCCCUAGAAUCCAUUUUGUCCUGAUUUGAGAUAAUGCUUUUCUAUUCAUGCACAGUAUUUCUCUUUCCUCUUUAACUCAUUCAGCUAAUGUGGAAUUGAACUAUUUGUUUCAAGUAUUGCUGGUUUUUUUCUGUCAUUUUUUUGUUCUGAUCCUUUUGAGUCUUAAGAGCCAGAAGUUGAGCAUAUCUUCUUCACGUAUAUAAAAUGCUCCACAUUACAAAAUGUAUUUUCUAAUUUAUUUUUUCUUCUGUUUUUUUUUUUUGCCUCAACACUCCCAAUUUUGAGUAAUUGUGUGCUGUUUUUGGCUUAUGGAAAAGAAAAACUAAUAAUUUUGUGGUAUGUUUUAUGGGGAAAAUUAUCAUGGAAUUAAAGAUACUGCAUUUUUGUAGUUAAUGGAAUUGGAGAGAACAAGGAAAAUGCAAAUUGUAUUGUGAGAGUUGAAAAUUAUACAUGGGUUCUGUAGAGAAAAAGAAAUUAGAACCAAGGCAGCUUCCUGGGACAAAUAGUGAAAUUGAUUAGAACAGAAAAGGUUCUUGUGCUACCACUUGUUCUGCUGAGGAAAGGGGUUAAAAAAAAUUAUCUUCAAGGUUUCCAUUGCUGAAAUAUCUAAAUCAUGCUCAUACUUGAUCUUAACAUGUACAUUUUUUAUUGAUGGACUUGCUUUCUAGGAAAAAAAAAUAUUUUGUUGGGACAAAAGUAGCCUUUGUGAGUUUUUUUUAUUGUGUAGUUAAAAUUGAGGAAAUUUUUUUGCUUUGUUUUUCUUUGUUAUUCAAAAUAAGUUCUAAAUAUAGAAGUUGCUCAUUUCUAUUUUAUAUCUCAUUGAAAUUUAGUUACAAGUGAGACAUUUAAUUUUCUCAAUCUUUAUAGCUUUUCAGCAUAGGACUGUUAAUUAUUUAAUUAUGUAAUUAUAAAUGGGAAUCAGUUAAGCCAAUUUCUUACCUUGUAUGGUGUUUUAAAAUGUUAUGGGAGAAUUCUCAUAUAGGAAUUUUAUUUUGGCCAUUCGUGGUCAUUAUGCUGCUGCUUUGGCUUUUAAAUCUUGUAGAUGACUGUAAUAUUUACAGGCAUAUGUUAAAGUUAUAUUUGCAGUUGGCAUUUGUUUACUUAUCAUAGCUCUUUUUUAAAAACAAGAAGCUAAACUAUCACAUAAAAGAAUUAGUUAUAAAUUACCUCUUGACCAAUUCCACAUAUUCAGUGCCAUUUAAAAAUCAUUUGUGAAGAGAGAAAAAGAAGCAGAAAUAGUAACCUAAAAAAUUUUAGGAUUUAAAAUUAGUGAAAUAUGACAUAUACUUUUUAUGAUAUAGAAAUAAUUUGACAACUUGAACAGAAGUAUAGAAUUUGAAACCUUUCCAAAAAUUAUGAUUUAUAUUGUUUUCCCAUUCAACUAUUAGGCCAUUGCAAAAUUAGCUGGACUAUUUGGUAUGUGAGGAGUAUGGUGUGUUAUUUUAAAUGAAAACUUAUUUAAAUAAAUGUUUUAAAUACUUUUGGCGCUCUUGUGUAUAACCAAUUUCAUCUAUUUUCAUACAAAUGUUUCAGUGUGGUGCUUGCAUUGUUUUUAAACUUACUAUUUCAAACUACCUACUAUUGUCCAGAAAUACUUUGUGAUAUUUUUUCAUCCUCAAAUUAAUGCAGUCUUACACAAUCUGGCUUUUGUAGUCAGUGAUUUUUUUUUCUUAUAAGAACUUGAGUGCAACCUUUUCAACAUAAUUUAUCCUUUCACGAUAAAUUCCUAAUUUGAGACUUCUAAAAAAUUGGAUCAUCCAGAUAAUGAGUUCUCAUUAAAAUAAAUGAAAUGCUUGUGCUCUUGCCAAAGGUUUUUUUGCUCAAAAUCAUAAUCUUAAGUAUGGUGCUUUGUACAAAGUGGUUUCUCAUUUUGGCUUCUCAAGAUGAUUUCUUCAUAUAAGCUUUUUUUUUUUUAAUUGUUAGGAAUCUUCUGUCAUAGUAUUUUUCUACCAUUAAUAAUAGAGCUUUCAUUUCUCAUGCUAAUUAUGUAUUAAUGAUUGAACAUUGAACCAACAAUGAAGCCAAGAAUAUUAACUGCUAUAGCAGUAUUCACUCGCUAUAAUGUGUCAGUGUGUUAGUUUUUGUUUAAUUUGUGAAUGCAUGUAAGUUCAGAGUUGCUGCUGUAUGCUUACUUACGACUCAUUUUUUAACUAAGAUAAAUUGAACAAAUAAUAUUUUAAGAGGUUUGAAAUAUAGUUUUGGUUUUGAAAUUUUAAAUGGAUAAUAUUAUUUCUCUCCAAAUAGUAAAGAUCUUUAAGACUUACAGGAAAUUUAUGGUAAUCCAUGCUUAUUACAGACAAGUAACCAUAUCCCAUAGAAUCUAUCUUUGGAGUUAAUGACAUUGGUAAGGGAGAAAGAAUGCUAUUCUAGCUUUCUGGUAGGUCUUUAAGAAAAAAUCAAGGAUACAAAAACAUUUGAAAAUAAUCAGAAUCCCAACUGAUUUUUAAAAAUUUUCUCAAAUGAAGGAAAGCACUGCACAGCUAAUUCAAAAUUAUUUUAAAAUAGCCCAUCAUUUGGCAUCACUGGAGAAGUUGGUUCUAAUAGAUACUUCUUUUAAGAUAGGGAAUAAAAAUUAUAUAGCACCUGUUAUGUGCCAAGAACCUGUUAAGCACUUUAGAAAUAAUAUCCUGUUUUGAUUCUAACAACCCUGCAAAUUCAACCCUGCAAAUUAGGUGCUGACUAUUUUUGCUGCAAAUCUUGAAAAAAAAUUCUAUUUUGCUUCCUAAGAGUUCCAUGAAAAUAAUUUGAUUUUUUAAAAAAUGCUUCAAAUUUUCCUUUCAGAACACUCAUCAUUAUUGUAUUGUGUUACAAGGAAGUGAUGCUCUUAAAGUAUGUUGAGAUUUUUAGGGAUAUUUGUCCCUACAAUAAAUAACCCUAGAUGGCAAUGCUUUUUGAGUUCUUGGGUUAGCUUUUUAAUGAUUCAUCCUGUUUCUUUUCUAACUAUUAAGUCAUAAAGUAGCCUAUAGCUUGUUUUUAUGUUUGAAUUUGUGAUUUCAUUUGUUGGAGAAUGCUAGUGGGGAAAUCCCCUUUACCAGUAUACAUUGGCAACUGUUCUGGAAUUUUAUAGUCUUAAGAAUAAGUUUGUUGAGCACUAAAAGGCGAAGUGAAUUGCCCAGGGUCACACAGCUAAUAUUUGUCAGACAGAAUUUAAGCCCAGAUUUUCCUGACUGAGGCUAGUUUUCUAUUCACUGUUUAGAACUAAAUUAUGCUUUCAUUAUAGAUUUAUUGGAAUUUAAGGUUAGAAGGGGCCUUAGGGAUUAUCUAGGUCAGCUCUUAAGUGACAUAUUUAUCAGUUGUGUAGCAUCCUGGACAAGUGACCAUCUAGCUACUUUGGAGACUUCUAAUGGUAGAGUACUGACUGUUUCUUAAGACAACUCAUUUAAUUAUGAAUGAAGUUAUUUUGAGACAAAAUCUAUACCACUCUUAGUUUCCACCUAGUACUCUAAUCUAAAUAAACCAAGUAGAAUAAGCAUUAUCUUUUCAUAUGACACUUUGACAAAUAUUUGAGGAUUAUAGUAAUGUCUUCCUCAUGUCCCAUUUUUGAGUUAGACACCUCUAAUUUAAGCUGAUCCUCCUCCAGAUCAGACUUAGAGUCAAACUUGAUAUGUUGUUCAUAUUCAUCUGGAUAUAUUCUAGAUGUCAGUGUUCUUCCUCUAAAUGUAGCCUUCAAAUCUUAGUAAUAGUAUUGUAUGUGUGAUCUGACCCAGGAAGAGUACUGUAGGAAUAUUGUGUCCCCCAUUUUGGACAUUACACCAUGAUUAAGAGUUUGUGGAAUUUAGUGUAUCCACCUAUGGUAAUAAUUCCUGGCCCAUCCAUUUCACAUAUACCUCAAAAUCUACAGUUAGUUAUGAACUGUGGGCCUAGAAAUCAGACAGCCAAGAGUAUAAUUAAUUAUAAAUAUUCAUUGGGCUUUGAGUGAGAGUCCUUCAGACUCUUGUAUGAAUAAGUGUAGUGAAUUUAGUGCCUAAACUCUUAAAUAGCCCAAACUUACAGCCCAGAGUUUUUGGUUUUGUUUUUAUCAUUGCUGUUUCAUUUUGCUUCAGUGUUCUCAUUUGUAAAAUGAAGAAUUUAUUACUAAUAGAAACCAUAAAGAACAUCUAAAUCAUUUUUUGUUUUUAGCAUUGAUGAUUUCUGAAUAAUGCAGUGAAAUGAUUGAAUCUCUGCUUUCGGGAUAUACCUUGAAGGAAGUAAAAUGAUCAUAAGGAUUUUAGUGCCUUCAUCUCAAGCAAGCUUUCUCUCCCCCCUUUUUUUUCUGGCUUCUUUCAUUUAUUGCAGAAUUCUAUUCAGAUAGGUUAAGGAACUUAAUAGCAUGGAGGACAUUACCAAAUUUGUUGGUGAUAUAAAGCUAGGAAGAAUUGCUAAGAGGAAAUGUUAAGAUUAAAAAAAAUUCACAAGUACAGAUUGGAAGUAUGUGGCUAUCUAGCAUUUAGUCUGAAAAAGAUAAGGAAUUUUGAGUGGAUUACGGUAAGGCUAGAUUAAUUAUGGUAAGGCUAAGUUAAUGAAAUAUAAGACUGCAUUGAGAGGAAUGAUGUGCAGAAGUAGCAAAAUGAUUAUGUUGCUGAAUUUUCCUUGGGACAAACCACAUCUAGGAUGUUUUAUUCUGUUUUAGGCACUCUAUUAAAUAAAGAAUCAUGCCUGUUGAUAAACUGGAGAAUAUUCAGAGAAAGGUGACCAGAAAAGAGAAAGGACCUUGAGAUCAUGCCAUGUGGGAAUUAGGUGAAAUAACGGGAUUAUUAAUCUAAAGAACAGACUUAAGUGCACUUGAGAGGAGCUUUCCUUUGUAGGAAGGCUUUUAUGGAAGACAUGAAAUUUGUUUGCCACCAAAGGGAAGUAGAAGCAAAGGAGGUAAAGUUACAGAACUAGCAAUUUUGGUCUAAUGUAAAUAAAAAAAAAGACUAAUAACAAAUUAAGUUAUUAACAAGUAUAAAGGGCUGCCUGAAUAAGAGGUUAAAGAAAAGACAUCCUCUUGCCAGGCGUGAAGAAGAGGUAUUCUAUUUUAGGUAUAGGUUGAACUAAAUGGCUUCUGAGGUACCUUCCUAUUUCCAAUUUGUGGAUUCAGCAAAAAAUCAAAUAUUUUAGAAUUAAAUAUUAUGGAUGAACAAAUAAUGUCCAGGGCAUAGUUCAAAAGCAUCUAGUCAGCCUUGGCCUUUUGACAUAGUUUGACAAAAUGGUCCUGCCCACAUGCAAUUUAUAUUCCUCUAACCACAUAGCUGAUUAACUGGGCAAAUUACAGAGAAGAGAGGGGGAAAGCCUAUUUAUUACUUUUCAAACAAGCUUGGAAAAAAAAAGCCUAAUACCUUUCAGAAUUCAUAUAAAGCAGAUAAAUUCCAGGAAAAUUUAUAAGGAUAAAAUACAGAAAAUUAUUAAAAAUAUUUAUUUUGUCUCAAUAAUAUUUUUCAUAAAGAUCUGUCCUUUUUAAUGAAUGUCAAACUUGUGGGUUGAGAAUGGUAAGUAUGGCAUGGUGGUAAUAUAAAAUGCUCACUUGGUGACUAUAAAGAUACAAUCCUUUUAAAAGAGGUUAUUUACAAUGGAAACUUUUAAAUGGAGCACUUUGUAUUACAAUGUAAGCAUAAUCAGCAAUUUAUUGUUCUAAAAAAGUUUGUUUAAAUGCAUUUUUAAAUAAACACAUCAUAACUUA